AGGGAAAAUAAACAGGAUUAACGAGUCGGAUCCCCCUAACGCUAAAAAAAGAAUAAGAGGAAUUACAGGAUUGAGAGAGAAAGAAAGAAAGAGAGAGACUGUGGGGUGGGGUGGGGUGGGGGGGUUAGUAAGGGGGUGGGGGGUAUUGGGUGAGUAAGAAUAGGAAAGGCAAAAAUGGAGAAGAUAUUGGGAGUCUCUUCUUUGGCUCUUAGGCUAACACCCUUCACUUCCUUAACCCUAAUUUACUUACCCCCUCUCAAAAUUCCCUUCUUUCUUUUUCUUUUUUUCUUCCAUAUCUCUCUCUUCUUUGGCUUUUACUCCCCCUCUUCAUCAAUUUUAUAUAUAUUUUCUCUAUCUUUCCUUCUCUUUAUUCCAAUUUUCUUUUCUCUUCGCUGCUGCUGUUGCUGCUUCUGCUUGUGGUUUUCGGUUCUGGGUCGUUCUACAGUUUCCAGCUUGGUGCAGCAAUUACCAAACUCAUUUAGCAAGUGUCUGUCUCUCUGCCGUGAUUAGUACACGUGUUUCUGUUGGGCCUAGUCGUUUUACAUGUCAUGGAUGAGUCUGGUGGAACUCGAUUUGAAGGGCUCAAUGUUACUGUUAGAAAGAAAAGAAGCCUCAUAGUGCGGCGACCUAGACCAGAGAACUCCUUUUUUCAUGAAAGCCGUGAUCAGUCUCCCUUAACACCAGUUUCAGAUGAUUUUGGUAGGGUUUCCAGUGAUGAGAACACUGAUGAUGCCAAUGCUGGACGGAAAAUGUUCAACCUUAGUCAUUGCAUGUCUAGAGGCUCUGCUUCCAGAGUGGAUGAGGACUACACUUUUAAGAAGAGCAGGGAUGGGGGGUCUAGUGUGUUAUUAUAUAGUAAUGGAGAUCCAGGAGAUGAUAAAUAUGGCUCCUCUUUUAGGCAACCAGGAACUGUUCAGGAUGGUGUUGGUAAUGAUAGCAAGCUGAAAAGGGUUAAGCUGAAAGUUGGGGGUGUGACACGGACCAUUCAGACCAAAACUGAUUCUCAUGGUGCAUAUGGUGGUGGUCUGUCUACUACAAGUGCAAGAGCCUUGGAUGGCUCGUUGCCACGUCAGAAACUUACUCCACGGGACUCUUCGAGCAAAGAAGGUCUUUUGGAAAAGAAAACUGGGUUGCAAGGAAUUAUGUCAAGAGACUCGCCCAAAGGCUCUUUUGCUGCUGGCAAAAACGAUAUGGGGAAGACGUCAUCCUUCGAAAAAGGAGGUGACAAGUCAGAUCCAACUCGUAAGAGUAAGAGGGUUCCAAAGAGGCGUGUAUCGGAGUGGUUUGAUGAGGAUGACAAAGAUGACGAGAUCCGAUACUUGGAGAAGCUUAAAACCUCGAAAUAUAGAGAUUUUGAGGAGGAUUUCACCAAGAAAAGAAGUCUCAAGCUUUGCAAGUAUGAAAAUGUGGGAAGGUCAAGGAAAGAUGGUAGGAAGAAAUCAGAGCAAGGUUCCGAGGACACUGCUUAUGAGGCGGAAGAGCUCCUGUCUGAUGGUGAGCCUGAAGGAAAAAAGAAGCAGAAACAAAGGAAGGAAUCCUUAGAUUCAUCGAUCGAUGCAAUGAGAGGAGAAAUGACUCUUACAACACGACAACGAGCUCUCCUAUCUAGCAAGGAUUCUUCUGCUCCUGUGAGUCAGAUUGAGUUCCCUAAUGGUUUACCACCGGCGCCACCUCGAAAGCAAAAGGAGAAGCUCACUGAUGUUGAACAGCAACUGAAGAAAGCAGAGGCUGCUCAGAAACGUAGAAUGCAAAAUGAGAAGGCUGCUCGUGAAUCAGAGGCUGAGGCAAUUAGGAAAAUCCUAGGUCAAGAUUCUAACAGGAAGAAGCGAGAAGAUAAAAUAAAGAAGCGGCAGGAAGAGUUGGCUCAGGAGAAGGCUGCCAAAGAGCAGAUGCUUGCAAAAAGCACUAUCAGAGUGGUUAUGGGCCCUACCGGGACUGUUGUGACAUUUCCUGAAGAUAUGGGUUUACCUCAUAUUUUUAACUCAAAACCUUGCGGUUACCCUCCCCCUCGUGAGCAAUGUGCUGGUCCUUCCUGUGUGAAUCCAUACAAGUAUCGUGAUUCUAAGACAAAACUUCCUCUUUGCAGUCUCCAGUGCUACAAGGCAAUUCAUGAAAAGGGACAGGCCUGUUGAAAGCAUAUGCUCUUGCAUAUUAUUGUUUAGAUUUAAGCAAAUAUAAUGAGGACAUCUUUUCCAUAUGCAGAAAUCAAGAUCAGAGAUAUCUGUGGAACAAAUUGUAUACAGGAAUAUUUUGGUGUCUUAUAAAUGUAUGCGGCAUAGUAUUUUUUCCA
Messenger RNA from Capsicum annuum, 2290 nucleotides. RefSeq lists its product as uncharacterized. The coding region runs from base 549 to 2132 and encodes 527 amino acids. Gene Ontology annotation, biological process: chromatin remodeling. The record is from RefSeq and is a predicted model, not a curated record. Gene Ontology annotation, cellular component: Ino80 complex. The transcript has 7 exons. NCBI's taxonomy places the organism in Eukaryota, Viridiplantae, Streptophyta, Magnoliopsida, Solanales, Solanaceae.